AGAGAGAGAGAGAGAGAGGGGGGCGUAAGGGACAAAAAAAAAAAAAAAAAACCCCAAAAUUCUGGUCUAGAGAGAGAAAGGAAAAAAAGAAAAAGAAAAUUUAACAAACCAAGUUCAGCUCACCUCUGCCAUACUCCAAAAUAUGGCUGUAUUUAGGGUUUUGACGCUUCUUUGAGCUCAGAAAUUCUCAACUAAAGAUCUCCAUGGAAAUGCCCGGUCGAAGAUCAAAUUAUACACUUCUUAGCCAGUACCCCGACGAGCAGCUAGCGCCGGCUCCGGCGCCGCCACCACCACCAACGUACUACGACCCGUCUAUUUCCAGUGAUUCCAAGGGCAACAAACUAAAGCCGGAUAGAGGCUUGGAUUGGGACGCUAGCGGUGAUCACAAAGUAAAUCAGCAAGCGAAUAGUAAUAGGAUUGGUAAUUUGAAUUUGUACUCGUCGAUCGGAUUGCAAAGGCAAUCAAGCGGGAGUAGUUUCGGUGAGAGUUCGUUGUCUGGAGAGUGUUAUGCGCCGACACUGUCAACGGCUGGCGGGAAUGAGAUUGAGGCUUAUGGAAACAUGCAUGAGGAUGGGAAUUUGAUGAGAGUGAGAGCGGUGGAUGUGGCGGUGAUUACGGGGACGGGUACUGGAUCAUCUGGGAAGAGCUGGGCGCAGCAGACGGAGGAGAGUUACCAGUUGCAGUUGGCGUUGGCCUUGAGGUUGUCGUCAGAGGCGACUUGUGCCGAUGAUCCGAAUUUUUUGGAUCCGAUGCCUGAUGAAUCCGCGGUGCUGUCGACUAGCUCCAACUCCCCUGAGGCCCUGUCUCAUCGGUUUUGGGUGAAUGGUUGCUUAUCAUACUUUGACAAAAUUCCUGAUGGAUUUUACCAAAUUCGUGGACUGGAUCCAUAUGUGUGGACUGUGUGCACUAAUUUGCUAGAAAAUGGUCGUAUUCCCUCUAUUGAGUCAUUAAAGUCUGUUGAUCCUAGUGCUGGUUCUUCGUUGGAAGUGGUUUUAAUUGAUCGACGAAGUGAUCCAAGCCUGAAGGAGCUCCAAAAUAGGGUCCACAGCAUUUCUUGCAGCUGUAUAACUACAAAAGAGGUAGUUGAACAGUUGGCAAAGCUUGUCUGCAAUCGCAUGGGGGGUUCAACCAAUGUGGCAGAAGAUGAUUUCAUCUCCAGAUGGAGGAAAUGCAGUGAUGAUCUAAAAAAUUGCUUGGGAUCCAUUGUGGCUCCUAUAGGCAGCCUAUCUGUGGGUCUAUGCAGACAUCGAGCAUUAUUAUUCAAGGUGCUUGCUGACACAAUUGAUUUGCCAUGUCGAAUUGCAAGAGGCUGCAAAUACUGUAAAAAAGAUGAUGCUUCCUCAUGUCUUGUGCGAUUUGGGCUUGACAGGGAGUAUCUAAUUGACUUGGUGGGGAAGUCAGGUUGUUUAUGUGAGCCUGAUUCAUUGCUUAAUGGUCCUUCUUCCAUCUCAAUUUCUUCACCAUUGCGCUUUCCCCGAAUGAAAUCAGCUGAACCCACCAUUGAUUUCAGGUCUUUGGCCCAACAGUACUUCUCGGAUUGCCAAUCACUUGAUAUUGUAUUUGAUGAUGCUUUGGCAGCUACUGUUCUUGAUGAAGAAGCUCCUGGAUUCUCUAUGUAUCCUAAGCAAAUUGAGAGGACAAAUGCAGAUAAAGAUAACCUUGUGCAAAUCCCAAUCAAUAGUAGUGAAAUUUCUCAAUUACCUCUGCCAAGGAAAGUUGAUCGAACAAGUGCUCAAGAUGAAAAUGCUCAAAAUUUUGGAUCAUAUAAUCCUUACCAGAAUAUUAAGCAGUCAACAAACAUGAUGAAAGAUCCCAUCUAUUUAAAGCAUAUCCCAACUAUGGGGCAUAGAGACGUGCAACCAAUUUUAUCAUUGUCUGCUCAGAGAGUGGAUACUAGUAAAAAUUCAAGGUUUUCUGAAGGUAGUCAACUGUUUUCUAGUAAAACUAGUUAUGAGCUUUCACUUGAUGUGGAGGAUUUCAACAUUCCAUGGAGUGAUCUCAUUCUGAAAGAGAGAAUUGGAGCAGGUUCUUUUGGAACUGUUCACCGUGCUGAUUGGCAUGGCUCGGAGGUUGCUGUGAAAAUUCUUAUGGAGCAAGAUUUUGAUGCUGAACGCUUCAAGGAAUUUUUGAGGGAGGUUGCAAUAAUGAAACGCCUACGACAUCCAAACAUAGUUCUUUUCAUGGGUGCGGUUACUCAGCCCCCAAACUUAUCCAUAGUAACAGAAUAUUUAUCAAGAGGUAGCUUGUAUAGGCUCUUGCAUAAGUCUGGUGCAAGAGAGCUAUUGGAUGAAAGGCGCCGGUUGAGUAUGGCCUAUGAUGUGGCAAAGGGUAUGAAUUAUCUCCACAAACGCAAUCCUCCCAUAGUUCAUAGAGAUUUAAAAUCUCCAAAUCUAUUGGUUGACAAAAAAUAUACAGUGAAGGUUUGUGAUUUUGGGCUUUCUCGUCUGAAAGCAAACACAUUUCUUUCAUCAAAGUCAGCAGCAGGGACUCCUGAGUGGAUGGCUCCAGAAGUUCUCCGUGAUGAACCAUCGAAUGAGAAGUCAGACAUAUACAGUUUUGGUGUCAUAUUGUGGGAGCUUGCAACACUGCAACAACCAUGGAGCAAUUUAAAUCCUGCACAGGUUGUAGCAGCUGUUGGAUUUAAGGGCAAGAGGCUUGAAAUUCCUCGGGAUUUAAAUCAUCAAGUUGCCAACAUAAUUGAGGCUUGCUGGGCAAAUGAGCCUUGGAAACGGCCUUCCUUUACCACUAUCAUGGAAUCUUUGAGACUAUUGAUUAAACCCCCCACGCCCCCAACUGGUCAUGCAGAAAUGCCAUUACUUAAUUGAAUAAGGUUGAACACCAGCGAAGUCUUCUUUUGUACACAAAAUACACAUUCUUUUGACAUUUGACAAUGGCAGGAGUGAUAUUAGAUACUCUCAGAAUCCUUGUUGUACAUGUCUGUUCUCGUUGCCAAUUGAGAAUUCUAAUUUUUAGCUCAACCUAAGGAACUGCACCCAUAGCUGCAUUACCCUUUCUGUGCCGCCAACAAAUAUGGUUUACUGUGGUGGAAAAGUUGUAUAAAGUUCUCUCAUAAUUUUUGUAUGUAAUUUGUUACUGGAAUUAGCUUAAUGAGAAUCAGCUUCCUGCACGUGUUUCGCAAGAGCUGAUUGUGCAAGUUAUGGAAAGUAUUGAUUUGCUGAUCGGAUCGAUUUUUUUUGCCCUUUGAUGCAUACAAGUUAAACAUAAUCUGCCAAAAGAGAAGGCUUGCUCAAAUCUAUUUUGCAGGUGAAACACCGUUGUAUUGCCAUUGUAAGUAAAAAAGAAUUCCUUCACCAGGAGUUAUGUACACCGCCAUUUUUGGUGAUUACCUUGUUGCAGUGAUUAUAAUCGAAUUCAGUUGCUUAUUUUAA
Messenger RNA from Hevea brasiliensis (rubber tree), 3389 nucleotides. RefSeq names its product serine/threonine-protein kinase CTR1. The transcript has 16 exons. The coding region runs from base 204 to 2825 and encodes 873 amino acids. Gene Ontology annotation, biological process: protein phosphorylation. The record is from RefSeq and is a predicted model, not a curated record. Gene Ontology annotation, molecular function: ATP binding; protein kinase activity. NCBI's taxonomy places the organism in Eukaryota, Viridiplantae, Streptophyta, Magnoliopsida, Malpighiales, Euphorbiaceae.